Molecule: messenger RNA, 2133 nt
Organism: Erythranthe guttata (spotted monkey flower)
Lineage: Eukaryota; Viridiplantae; Streptophyta; Magnoliopsida; Lamiales; Phrymaceae
Source: RefSeq, a predicted model, not a curated record
CUGCCCUGUUCCAUCUUCUCAUCAAUGGCGAUCUGAUUGAGGAUACAGGAAUUGCGUAUACGUAGGUAAGCAUUUGUCGUACGUUCAUAAUCCUGGCGCAUUCCACUCGUUGAUUUGAAUUACCGGAGUCGGAACUGAAUAAAUUCAACCGUUGAUUGGCAGAGCCAUCGCCGGCGAAAUGUGGUCGCUUGAUUCAUUGGACGCGUUUUUGCUCGCUGCCAGCAAAGCUUGCUGUAGUCCAAUCGCACUUUUCAUUCAGAUACAGGGAUUUGUUAUUUGCUUACUUCUCGCUUUUGGCUGGGCCCUGGCUUCUUAUGUCAGGAGUAAAGAGAUAAGACGGCUGAAGGAAAGCAUAAAAGGUGGCAAUAACUUUGCUUUUCUUUCGUAUGAUAUUAAUGACCUUGAGCAUUCUAGUCAGCUCAAUUUGCCAAGGGUUUCUAUAGUCAUGCCUUUGAAGGGUUUCGGGGAACACAAUCUACAUAAUUGGAGAACUCAGAUUACAUCUUUAUACGGUGGUCCCUUGGAAUAUCUUUUCGUGGUUGAGAGUACAGAAGACCCUGCUUACCAUGCUGUAAAACGUUUAUUAAGCGAUUUUAAGGAUGAAGUUGAUGCCAAAAUUAUAGUAGCCGGUCUGUCAACAACAUGUAGUCAGAAGAUUCACAAUCAGCUGGUUGGGGUAGAGAGAAUGCAUAAAGAUAGCAAGUACGUGUUAUUUCUAGAUGAUGAUGUGAGGCUGCAUCCCGGGUCAAUUGGAGCUCUCACUGCUGAAAUGGAAAAGAACCCAGAUAUAUUUAUUCAAACUGGAUACCCACUUGAUUUGCCAUCUGGAAGUUUAGGAAGUUACUGUAUAUAUGAAUAUCACAUGGUAUGUUCAGCCGCGAAUAACACUUGUUUCUUUUGGUACGUUGUUAGAAUAUCAACCGUAACCGUUGACCUUUAUUUACAGCCUUGUUCUAUGGGAUUCGCUACGGGUGGAAAAACAUUCUUUCUGUGGGGAGGAUGCAUGAUGAUGCAGGCAGAUGAUUUUAGGACCAAUCGGCACGGUGUUGUUUCAGAACUUCGAGAUGGGGGCUAUUCAGAUGACAUGACUCUUGCAGCUAUCGCAGGGGCCCACAAGAGGCUCAUCACAUCUCCGCCAGUUGCCGUUUUUCCUCAUCCACUUGCAAGCGAUCUUACCUUCCCCAGGUAUUGGAAUUAUUUGAGGAAGCAAACAUUUGUCUUAGAAUCAUACACGACGAAAGUCAACUGGAUUAUGAACCGAGCACUGUUCUCUACCCACUGCUACUUGUCAUGGGGAUUUAUAGCACCGUAUUUAAUGUCUGCAAUUCACGUCGCUGCAGCACUGAGAUGCUACUUCAAAGGCUACUCAGUUGAUGAAGCAACUUUUCCCUUUACUGGGAUGCUGUUGGCUUGCUGCCUUGCAACAUGUACAUUGAUUGAACUUUUCUCAAUGUCGAACUUGACAAGAAUCGAAGUCAAGCUAUGCAAUUUGCUUUCACCGGAGGCUCCUCCUUUAUCACUUGCAUAUUAUAACUGGUCUCUCAUAUUUGUUGCAAUGCUGGUUGACAAUUUUUUGUACCCCAUAUCUGCGAUGCGCUCACACUUUUCUCAGUCUAUCAAUUGGUCGGGUAUCCGAUAUCAUUUACAGGAUGGGAAAAUAAGCAAGAUUGAAAGAAGCAAGGGUAAAGGACCUAAGUACACAGAUUUGGGAGGAAAGCAUUUGUACGGGAAGAAAGGAUCUCCAAACAACUAUUCUUUUCUUCGAUCGUUGUCUAGAAGUUACGUUGAGUGGCGACAACCCAAGAAAUACGAUUUAUAGAAACGUACUACAUUGUUGAUAAAUAUGUGAUUCUUUUCUUCCUUUUUUGUUGUUGCAAGUGUUACUUGGGGGUAUAGCAGAUGCAUUUUUUAUUUUCUUUCGAGAAAUAUCGUAUUCUUGAACUAAAAGGUGAGGUUAUUUGGGGCAGAUUUGAAGUUGGUAGAAGUAUUUGUUUUUUUGUUGAUUAGAUUCAAUCAGUCGAUUCUUCAGGUCGGGAGGUUUUUUUCAUGGCCGAUUCUUGUAAUUGUAAUGAUGUUGUAUAACUUUGUGAGGUUUGUUAUUUAUUCAAAUAUUUUUUAUGUGUUUGAUUGUAA